Molecule: messenger RNA, 1014 nt
Organism: Coprinopsis cinerea okayama7#130
Lineage: Eukaryota; Fungi; Basidiomycota; Agaricomycetes; Agaricales; Psathyrellaceae
Exons: 11
Coding region: 1-1014 (337 amino acids)
Source: RefSeq, a predicted model, not a curated record
AUGGCCAGCACUCCUGACCACCUGUCAUUCGUGGAAAUAGCUUCCAUCUCACAGUCCACCUUGUAUCUUCAGAUGUCUGCAACGAUUGUCGUACUCUGGGACCAUAUCACAACACUUGAUCUAGAGGUCGAACUCAUAUGGAAAAAGAAGCCAUCUCUGGUUCAACUGCUGUACUUCAUCAAUCGCUACAGCGGUGAUGCUCUGUUUCUACACGGGACUACCUGUCCAUCGGGCAGACAUGUACAGUCAUGGUUGAGUAUGAUCGCGCUAUGGUCGAUGCAAGGAAUCAACAUCAACCGCGUGUGGUGCAUGUACCGCUAUUCCAAGUCGAUCCUUGUUCUCCUCCUGGUGGCCUUCUUCUCACAGAUAGUAGCUUCCUCAAUCGUAGUCGCCCUCGAUACGAGCUAUCACGUCAUCGUCCCGAUGUUACCAAACCAAAGCUUCUGCAUCAGUGACGGCUGGCUGCCCUGGUCCUGGAUAUUCCUCUGCUUCAUCAUCGCCUUCGACACGCUCAUCUUCGUCCUCGCCCUCCUCGAAGCGGUUCGCUAUCUUCAUAGCACCCGCCGCCCACCCGAACUCAAGCGUCGCGGACGACCAAAGCAGACGCUCUUGGGAAUGCUGAUCUCUCCUUGGGUAACGAGGGGAAGUCUGGUCAGAGUGCUGCUCAGGGACAGUAUCUUGUUCCCAUUCUUGGGGUUGGCUUCGUCGAUUCUUUGUCUCUUGUCGUGGUUGGAAGUCUUGCCGUGGGGCUCGAUUCAAGUAACGAUGGUGCUCAACGCACUCGCAUCCCCCAUCCUCGGAAGUCGGCUCAUCAUCAACCUGCGCGACGCCUACUACCAACCUUUUGCUGAAGAAGUCGACCCCACCGACGACCUCUUCACCUCCACCCACCUUCGCACCUCCACCUCGACCAACGGCAUCCGCCUGCGUUCCUUCGAGAUGCCCAUGACGUUUGCGGAUAACGAGACCUUCACCAUGGAUAGCACGCGGAGUUUGCAUCGGGAUAGCAUAUAG